AUGGCGACAGCAAACAAGAACACCAUCUAUGGCUUCCCCGGCUCUGUCGAGGUCGCUGGAGAGAAACUCGACGGCGAGACGCCUAUCCGUCGUCUUCGCAUGACCAAGGACAAGCUCACGACGCAGCCCAUGGAGGGCAUUGACAUCGUCCCCGAUAUCCUCGACUACGCUGCUCGCACUCACGGCACCAAGGACUCGUUUGGUUGGCGCGACGUAGUUCGGAUACACGAGGAGAAGAAGGACGUCAAGAAAGUGGUCGGCGGGAAGGAGACCACAGAGACCAAGACGUGGAAGUACUUCGAGUUGAGCGACUACAAAUACCUCUCCUUUGUGCAAGUCAAGGAGGCUGCGCAAGAGGUUGCCGGUGGUCUGCUGAAGCUUGGCGUGAAGAAGGAGGAUAUUGUCAAUGUAUACGCUGCGACAAGCCCGACUUGGCAGCUCAUGUCAUAUGGCUGCAACCUCAUCGGUACUGCCAUUGCUACCGCAUACGAUACCCUUGGCGAGUCUGGUCUCCAACAUUCGCUCAACGAGCCCGAAUGCGUGGGUAUCUUCACCAACGCCGAGCUACUCCCGGUCGUCGCGAACGUCGCUGGCAAUGUGCCAUCCCUGCGUCUCGUCAUCCACGAUGGCGAGGCCAAGCAGGAGAUUGUCGACAAGAUUCGGGCAGCGCGCGAUACCAUCCAAGUCAUUACCCUGGACGAGCUGCGCAAACUCGGCAAGGGAACAUCGCCCGAGGAGCUGAAGGACAGGCGCCCGUCACCUGCGGACGUGUCGUGCAUAAUGUACACCAGUGGUACGACUGGUGCCCCGAAAGGUGUCGUCAUCACCCACGGCAACCUCAUUGCCUCUGUCGGUGCGGUCAAGCAACUCCUGGGUCACCAUCUUCGAGCAGAGGACACAUUUAUCGCGUACCUUCCGCUCUCGCACGUUCUGGAGUUCAUCGUCGAGCUCGCCCUGUUCUUUGUCGGCAUGACGUUUGGAUACGGCCGCGUCAAGACACUCACGGACGCGUCAGUGCGCGGCUGCGUCGGUGACAUCCGCGCCUUCAAGCCCACGAUCAUGAUCGGUGUCCCCGCUGUCUGGGAAAUGAUCCGGAAGGGCAUCAUGCAGAAGAUCAACUCCGGCGGUACCUUGAAGAAGAGCGUCUUCAGUGGCGCGUACUCUGUCAAGAAAGCAGGUGUCCCUGUCCUGAGCCAGAUCGUCGACUCCGCCAUCUUCAACCAAAUCAAGUCCGCAACAGGCGGGCGGCUGCGUCUUACGCUCUCUGGUGGGGCCGCGCUCAGUGCGGAGACUCAGGAGUUCUUGUCGAUCGCGCUCGUGACCGUCCUGCAGGGCUACGGCAUGACCGAGUCGUGCGGCAUGUGCGCUAUCAUGCCCCCAGAGUUCAUGCAGUACAACACUGUCGGCUUGCCGCUGCCGUCAAUUGAGAUCAAGCUGCUCGACGUGCCCGACGCAGGGUACCGGUCGACCAAUGAGCUGCCGCAGGGUGAGGUGUGCAUCCGCGGCCCGUCGGUGACGAAGGGCUACUACAAGCGAGACGACCUGAACAACGACGAGUCCAUUUUCACCAAGGACGGCUGGCUCAGGACGGGUGACGUCGGCCAGUGGAACGCGGACGGAACACUCAGCCUGAUUGAUCGCAUCAAGAACUUGGUGAAGUUGCAGGGUGGCGAGUACAUCGCCCUCGAGCGCCUUGAGUCGAUCUACAAGUCGUGCAACCUGGUGUCGAACAUCUGCGUGCACGCGAACUCGAACGCGCGGCAGCCGAUGGCGGUCAUCAUCCCGCACGCCGCACACUUGAAGCAGACGCUCGAGGGUAAGAACAUCGGUGUCGACGCGAACAAGUCGCUCCACGACUUGUGCGAAGACCAGGCGGUUGUAGACCUCGUCCUCAAGGAGUGCAACGCGAUUGGGAAGAAGAAUGGCUUCAAGCAGAUGGAGCUGCUCCAGGCUGUUGUGCUCACGCCGGAGGAGUGGACGCCCGAGAGCGGGCUCGUCACCGCGGCACAGAAGGUGCAGCGGAAGAAGGUCGCGGAGGCGUUCGCCAAGGAGAUCAAGGUGCGGUUACAUCACUCGUUUGUGCGGCGACGUCUCUGA
Trametes versicolor FP-101664 SS1 is the source of this 2097-nucleotide messenger RNA. RefSeq names its product long-chain-fatty-acid-CoA-ligase. Lineage: Eukaryota; Fungi; Basidiomycota; Agaricomycetes; Polyporales; Polyporaceae. Gene Ontology annotation, molecular function: long-chain fatty acid-CoA ligase activity. The transcript has 5 exons. The coding region runs from base 1 to 2097 and encodes 698 amino acids. The record is from RefSeq and is a predicted model, not a curated record. Gene Ontology annotation, cellular component: lipid droplet; endoplasmic reticulum; plasma membrane. Gene Ontology annotation, biological process: long-chain fatty-acyl-CoA metabolic process; long-chain fatty acid metabolic process.